AACGAGGCGCUACAAAAGGGGGCCGCGAUCUUUUCGUUUCCUUGAAAGCGGAAGCGAACGGAUCGGCGACUUCGGGGAGACGACGACGACGACGGAUGGCGUACGUCGAGAAUGGUGUUGUGCAGUCAAAGCGGACGAUAUGGCGGUUGAGUAUAAUAUCUGAUUUCUUCUGGGCCAUUGUGAACUCUAUAGGAUUGUUCUUUAUAACAAUGUUUUCGAUGGAAAAAUCGGAUCAGUAUAAAAAGGGAUCGGGCUCGAGCAAGAAAUGGGAUGGUGGUCCUGGUGGUGGAGGCCCUGGAGGCAGUUCAGGAAGUGGUCCAUAUGGUGGUGGACCUGGUGGUCGCCGUGGGCCACGGACAUUGAGCGAUCUUCGGUCUAAUGACCAUAGUUCUUUUCCUGCUUGUGGUUCCUGCUGUGGUGGUGGCUAAGCUCGAUAGGUGCAACUUUGGAUCUCAAUUGAACAACUUCGUGUUCUUAUAGUUGAAGACACUGUUUGAAUGGUAAUAAGUUCUCAUCAACCUAGUCUACAAUAAAAAAAAAACAUCGUAUGUAAAUGUUUUUCUUCCUUAAGAUCACUGUUUUAAUCACACACUUCCUUUGUUCCCUUGAGAUCUAAUGUUGAUUGCCAGCCAUGGAUUGCGGUUUA
Messenger RNA from Musa acuminata subsp. malaccensis (wild Malaysian banana), 646 nucleotides. RefSeq lists its product as uncharacterized. The record is from RefSeq and is a predicted model, not a curated record. Gene Ontology annotation, biological process: endoplasmic reticulum calcium ion homeostasis; calcium ion transport. Lineage: Eukaryota; Viridiplantae; Streptophyta; Magnoliopsida; Zingiberales; Musaceae. Gene Ontology annotation, cellular component: Golgi apparatus; endoplasmic reticulum membrane.